CAUUCUUUCAUUCAUUUAGCCCGUCAGUCAUUCAGUCAGGAAGUUGUUCAUUAAAUUUGUCAUUUAUUCAGUAGGUUACAUAGUAACUGAGUCAGCCAACGCGUGAGCCAGUCGUUCGGUCAGUCAGUCAGCCUGUAUGUCAUUCAGUCAGUCAGUCGGUCAGCCAGUCGGUCAGUGACCCAGUGAGUUAGUGAGUUAGUGUGUCAGUGUGUCAGUGUGUCAGUGUGUCAGUGUGUCAGUCAGCGAGCCAGUCAGUUGGUCGAUCAGUCAGUCUGUCUGUUUGUCAUUCAGUCGGUCUGUCUGUUUGUCUGUCAGUCAUUCAGUCUGUCAGUCAGUCAGUCAGUUUGUCUGUCCUUCUGCUGUCUGUCUGCCUGUCUGUCAUUCAGUCAGUCUGUCAGGCAGUCAGUCUGCUGAACAGUCGACCGGUCUGUCAGGUUAUCCCAUGGACAUUCAGUGGUUUAAUCAUUCAAACAAUAAACGUUUCAGAUGGUUAGAUAGCUUUUAAUCCUAUUGUCUAGGUUGUUAAUUGGUCAGUCAGUAGGUAGAAUACUGAGGUAACAAAGUAGAAACUCAGAGAGUAAAGUUAGCUUUUUAAUCACCCGGGUCGUUGAUUAGUUUUUGAUUAACCUGUCUGUUAAUUAAUUGGUUAGCUUGAAAAUAAGUCAAUCCAUGUGUUCUUCAGUUAAUCUUUCUGUCAGCCAGGCAGAAAAACAUAGAAUACCAGUCAGUAGGUUCAUGUCAGUGGUUAACUGCUUAAGAAACUCUCAACCAUCUGUUCGUCUGUCAUUCAGGCACUGAAUAAGACAGUUUGCCUUUAGAUUAUCUAAUUGUUUGGAAACUUUUUCAUUCUUUAUCAGUUUGAAAGCCAUCCAUUUGGCAAGUUAUCUCAUUCAUCCAAUUACGUGGUCCACCAUCUGGUUUCGUAUUCACCAAUCAGAGAUAGAAAUCCGCCAUGAUAAUCGUAUUGUUUGCCAGGACACCAUAUGUAGCGCUAGCAUUCAACAUAUGCCGCGUAUAGAAAUCAAAUGAAAAGGAAUGAAGAAAUUUAUAUCAAAGUGUUACAAUCUUACACUUAGAAGUUACCAAUUGUGGUUGGCUGCUAGUCAGUUAUACCUUCUGUUCGUCCGUCAGUCAGGUAAAUAGACAGUAUCAUCAUCCAAUCAUGUAGAAUUUUUCUUUUUUCACUAGUCAGCAGUUUGAAAGCUAGUCUCCAUUCACUAAUUGAUUCAACCUCUUCAGCAACCACUCAAUCACUGACCUUUACCAAAAUUCAGCACUUUGAGGUAGAAGUCAUAAUUGUGGUGUUCGCCAUGAUACAAGAGCUAUCGCGCUAGCCUUCAAAGUUAUGUCAUAUCUGAUGAUCAAGCCAAGAUGAAUUUAAAAUUUCAUGUAAUCUUGGUCUUACCUGAACAUGUAAGCUGAUUACCUUUUGUGGUUAACUUACAAUUGAAUUUAUAUUAGUUUUUAUAACAAGCUUGAUUUCCCAAAACCACUACAACUUUAUAACCAGUGCUUUUUGAUUUCCCAGAAGACUUUCAUUGGCAAAUGCACGGGGUAGAAUUGGUUAGACCUACGACACACUUCCGUCAAGAUGGGGAAACUUUUCCACCGAUUCUUUCUGCAAACGAGGAGUCUGGCACUAGCAUUUGUUUUGCAUGAAAACGAGACUGGGGUAAACUGUUCAAGUUGCCUUGGUGAUUCAACAUGGCGGUUAAAAACGGUGCAUACAGUCUGGAGGAAAAACGGGAAGCUGUGGCUUUUUUUAACAAGAAUGAAGUGCCAAAACAGAUUGAGGAUCUUUUGAAUAAGAUGUUCAAGGAAAAACCCAAUGAUGUUUUUGGAUACAUGGGAGAAUAUUUUGGGAAACGUUCCAAAACACCAACAAUAUCUGAGGUCUCAGCGGUAGAAAUCCUCAGUACCCGAGGAUUCCCAACCUUUGAAGUUAGCUUUGACUGCACCGUCAAUGGACUCUCAAAGCCCAUAGCAAGUGUUGUAUCCCUUAUUGAUUCCAGUCCCCCAGCAGACUCUUUGAGCUCCAAGAUGGUCAAAACCCCAGACAUGAAAACCAAGACACCUGUCACUGAGCAAUCCAAACAGCAAAAGGGGGCAGAGACUGCUGUUAUGACUACUGAAGGGGAAUCCAUUAGUCCAGCCCCAGGACUAGAUGUGGCAGAGUCAAUUGAGAGAAUCACUGAUACUAUUGCACCACGUAUUGUGGGACUGGACCCAACUGAUCAAAUGAAGAUAGAUGAGAUGCUACAGAAAAUGUUAGAAGAAGAAAGGCAUUCACUACAUAUUAAUAACAAUGACUGUGAUAAAGAUCAAACUGAGGAAGAACUGGAGCCUGAAAAAGCUGAGGACUCAAACAAGAAGUCAAAUAUGUCCAGAGGAGAGAGCAAACAGUCGCAAAUUUCACAGGAUACUAGCAAGAAAGGAGACAGCAAAAGAGGAACAGCUGGCAUCAAAGAGUCGCAAGUUCAAGUGGUGCCUGAUCUGGAGGAAGAGGAGAUCUGCAGAGACUCGGCUAUAAUUGGCGUUUCAAUGGGGACGGCAGUCACCGGGGCAAAAAUUAAAGGACUCUCUUUGUACCAACAUCUUGCUAAACUUGUUGGAAAGGAGACUGAUGAUAACUUUACUGUACCUAUUCCAAUGAUGACAUUAUUGACGAGUGGAAAGCAGGCUGCGGGAAAGCAAAAUCUUAUCAAAGAAGUUCUCAUUUUACCUCAGCCAGGAACGCCCAUGAAAACGGCCUUGCACCAGCUGACCAACAUCCAUCAGCAGAUGGGCGAGACUCUUGUUCAAAAAUACGGACCUUCUGGUCGGUGUGUUACUGAUGAUGGUAGCUAUUCCCCUUCAAUGGAUAAGCCAGAGCAGGCUUUAGAUUUUGUUCAAGACGCAGUGUCUUCAUGCGGCUAUAGCCUGGGUACCGAUGUUCACAUUGCACUCAAUUGCGCAGCCUCAGAAAUUUAUGACCAGGAAAAACUAAAGUAUGAGAUAAUGGCAAACGCCUUCAAGAGUCUGGACGAUGUGAUCAACCUGUACUGUGAACUUCACGAGAGAUACCUUGGAAUCAUAGCUAUCAUUGAUGGUGUCAGGAGUCCGGACAGGGAGGGCUGGAAGAAACUCAGUCAGAGGAUUGGAGAGAAGUGUUUCAUUGUUGGCAGUGAAUUGUACAGAAAACAUUCCAGUGUUUUGGAUAGCGGAGUCACCGACAAACUCAGUAGCGUUGUAGCUCUAAGCCUGGAUCAAGCCAACACUAUCACAGGAUUGUCUCAAAUGGCCAGGACCGUCACAGAUCAGGGAGGUCUCAUUGCAAUGGCAGAUGGACCAUGUGCAGAUUCUUCUUCUAUUCUGGUGGAUCUGGCAGUGGCUUUUGGGGCGCGGUUCAUCAAACUCGGCGGUCCAGUCCGCGCUGAGCAUGUCAGUAAGUACAGAAGAUUGCAGCAGAUCGAGCAGGAACUGGAACAGAGAGGUCGCUUAACGGCUCAGGAAGAACACGUGUUUCCUGUUAUUAAUGAGGUCGAGGAGGAAGAACCGGAGAGCGAACAAAGUUAAAGCCUGUGGGACAUUUUUUGACUGUAAUUAGUUAAAUUCUUUUCGCCCUUCGUCUUUCGCUUUGACGAACAUUUAACGCUAGAACUUCAGUUUUAGAACCUCUUUAUGGUGGCUGAUUUUCAUUAUCAACUCAGUUGAUAAAACUAAAUUAUGUUGUAAUACCCCUACCAACGCAUUACCACUGUGACAGUUUCUUUAGAAACUUGCCCCUUUUGUUCCUAUAUAAACGCAAGCUGUGAGGUUGUGAUUUUCACUAUGUUUAAUCACUUUAACAAAGGGCAGGUGAGUUUAACGUCAACUGCAGUCAAACUAACAGACACAUUUCGUGAGUGCACAUAAGGUAUUUAGUGCCAAAUUUAACUUGCGAGUGUCGUUAAACCAAAGAAAUCACUAAAACCAAUGGGAACAAAAUCAACUUGGCAAGGAACCUUUAAGGUAAGGAACUUAAGGUAAAUGCAUCCUAACGCCUCAUGCGCGGAAAAGCGCAGAUUACACGGUCGCGAUUUCUGUAAAAAAUCAAUUUUCGAAAAAAUAGGCUAGAAUCCAAACUCCUCAGAAAACAUGUACUAAACUUGUUGAAUGAGCCACGAUAUUUGGCUAAAAUAAAAACUAAGAAACUUCUUAAAAAAUUCCAAACACAGGGGUAACAAAUUUAUGCGAACGAAAGCUCAAAAUCAUCGAACAAAACUCCGUAGAAUAACAACAUACGUGCAGACACUUUGUCCGGUCCAGCGUGUAUUUGAUGCGUUAGUUUUCUUCGUCAUGUUCACAGGCGAUUCUAUGGUCAUUUCACAAGCGAAAUGAAACUAAAAAGAUGAAAGCACGUUUGAUAAUUAUUGUAUAGCGUUGUACAAAGUUAAGUUUCGUUAUCAGCGUAUUUGUGUUUUGGAUUCAGUUGCAAUGAUGUCGUUGCCUGCUAAUGUAGUCUAAUUCGAAAAGCGUUCAACUGUGGUUGUCUCGCAAAAUAGCUCUGGAGCUUCCAGAGCUUUUUGCACGACAACGGUAGGAAUUAGAACUCUCGUGUAUAUAUGACGAGUGGGUAAUCACAUUACUAAUGAAAAUAACCGCAUCUGGAUAAAGUUGUACAUAUAAUUUUAUUUGUAGAUGUGAAAUAUUUAAAUAAAGUCAUUUUGCCACAA
This is a messenger RNA of Pocillopora verrucosa, 4694 nucleotides long. RefSeq names its product enolase 4. Gene Ontology annotation, cellular component: phosphopyruvate hydratase complex. Gene Ontology annotation, molecular function: phosphopyruvate hydratase activity; magnesium ion binding. NCBI's taxonomy places the organism in Eukaryota, Metazoa, Cnidaria, Anthozoa, Scleractinia, Pocilloporidae. Gene Ontology annotation, biological process: glycolytic process. The record is from RefSeq and is a predicted model, not a curated record.